This is a messenger RNA of Oncorhynchus tshawytscha (Chinook salmon), 2524 nucleotides long. RefSeq names its product netrin receptor UNC5A-like. Gene Ontology annotation, biological process: netrin-activated signaling pathway; anterior/posterior axon guidance. Gene Ontology annotation, molecular function: protein binding; netrin receptor activity. The record is from RefSeq and is a predicted model, not a curated record. The coding region runs from base 1 to 2517 and encodes 838 amino acids. Lineage: Eukaryota; Metazoa; Chordata; Actinopteri; Salmoniformes; Salmonidae. Gene Ontology annotation, cellular component: membrane. The transcript has 15 exons.
AUGAAAACCCUCAGUAGCUUCAGCUUUGAGUUAUUUCAGUUUGGUUCGGAGCACGUUGCCACGGUGACACUUCCUGCCUCCUUCAACGAUCUGUUACCUCACUUCCUGGUGGAGCCUGACGAUGAGUACAUAGUGAAGAACAAGCCCGUCACCCUGACCUGUCGCUCCACCCCGGCAACACAGAUCUACUUCAAAUGUAACGGGGAGUGGGUCCAUCAAGAUGAUCACCUGAUCGACCGCACCGUGGACCCUGCUACAGGUCUGCCCAUCAUGCAGGUGAAAAUAGAUAUCUCCAGACAGCAGGUUGAGAAGAUCUUUGGUCUGGACGACUAUUGGUGCCAGUGUGUCGCCUGGAGCACUACGGGAACCCAGAAGAGCCAAAAGGCAUAUGUCAGGAUCGCCUACCUGAGGAAGAACUUUGAGGAGGAGCCAAUGGGGAAGGAAGUCUCGUUGAACCAGGAAGUGUUGUUACGCUGUCAUCCUCCAGAGGGCGUACCACCAGCUGAGGUGGAGUGGCAGAGGAACGAGUAUGUGAUCGACCCGGUAAGCGAGCCCAACUUCUUGGUGACUGCAGACCGUAAUCUGAUCAUCAAACAGGCCAGGCUGGCGGACACGGCCAACUACACCUGCGUGGCCAAGAACAUUGUGGCUCGACGCAAGAGCUCCCCCGCCACCGUUCUGGUCUACGUAGAUGGAGGUUGGAGUGAUUGGUCUAAUUGGUCUGAGUGCGGAGUGGACUGUUCCAUGUGGCGCAGUAGAGAGUGUACCCAGCCCUCGCCUGGCACCGGGGGCAAAGACUGCCAGGGCAUCGACCUCCAGUCACUCAACUGUACCAGCCAACAGUGUCUACAGACUGCCAAUGGAGUUGAGGAUGUGGCCCUGUAUGUGGGUAUUGUAGCCAUAGCUCUCUGUCUGACCCUCAUCCUCAUCGUGGUGGUCCUGGUCUACCGCCGUAAGAAGGAGGGUCUGGACGCUGACGUAGCGGACUCGUCCAUCCUGACCACGGGCUUCCAGCCUAUGGGCAUCAAGCCUAGCAAGCCAGAGAACUCCCAUCUGCUUACCAUCCAGCCGGACCUAACCACCACGACCACCAGCUACCAAGGAACCCUGCACUCACGUCACGACGGCACCACACACACCGGCACCUCUAAGUUCUCAAUGACCAACGGUCCUCUUCUGGACCCCUUACCCAACGGGUCGCACCACACCUUACACAACGGGAAGAUGACCUCUGACCCUGCAGAGUUUAUGACCCGCCUGUCCAAUCAGAUGUACUUCAAGACGUUGCCGCGGGACGUGGCUAACACCUCGUAUGGGACAUUCAACUUCCUGGGGGGCAGACUCACCAUCCCCAACACAGGCAUCAGCCUGCUGAUCCCUCCAGAGGCCAUCCCCAGGGGAAAGAUCUAUGAGAUAUAUCUCACCGCUCAGAGGAAGGAAGAUUUAAGGUUACCCCUGGUGGGCUGCCAGACCCUGCUGAGUCCCAUAGUGAGCUGUGGUCCUCCGGGGGUGGUUCUGACGCGGCCCACAAUUCUCAGCAUGGACCAUUGUUCUGACGCCUGUCCUGAGAACUGGGCCAUCAGGCUGAAGAAACAGAACUAUGAAGGCGUCUGGGAGGACGUCUUAAUGAUGGGAGAGGAGUUGAUCUCGGAGCCGUAUUACUGUCAGUUGGAGGCAGAGACGUGCAGAGUGUUCUCGGAGCAGUUGGGUCGUUUCUCUCUGGUGGGAGAAUCUCUAAACAUGUCCGCAGCUAAGCGUCUCCGUCUGGUGCUCUUCUCUGACGCAUACUGCUCUACCCUAGAGUAUAACAUCAGAGUCUACUGCAUGGAUGAUACACAAGAUGUCUUCAAGGAGGUGAUGCAGAUGGAGAGACAGCUAGGUGGUCGUCUGAUUGAUGAGCCCCACGUCCUGCUGUUUAAAGACAGCUACCACAACCUGCGCCUCUCCAUCCACGACAUGCCCCAGGCACACUGGAGAAGCAAACUACUGUCUGGAUACCAGGAGAUCCCAUUCUACCACAUCUGGAACGGUUCCCAGCGGUUCCUCCACUGUACCUUCACCCUGGAGCGGCUCAACCUCAGCACCUGUGAGCUCACCUGUCAGCUGUGUGUCUGGCAGGUAGAGGGAGAGGGACAGAGCUUCGGUCUCGACUUCAACAUCGCCAAGGACAGUCGACCCCUGGACCCGGAGUUCCUGCUGAUGGACAAUAACCCUAGUGGCUCAGCUCUAGCAGGACCCAGUGCUUUCCAGAUCCCCUAUCUCAUCAGGCAGAAGAUCUGCAGCAGCCUGGAUACACCUUGUCCCAACGGGGCCGAUUGGAGACUGUUGGCCCAGAGACUCAAACUGGACAGGCACAUGAGUUUCUUUGCGUCCAAGGCGAGUCCCACCAGUGUGAUUCUGGAUCUGUGGGAGGCCCAACACUUCCACAGCGGAAACCUGAACCAGCUGGCCACCGUCAUGGCCGACAUUGGCAAACAGGAAGCUAUGAUCUUCCUGGUCUCAGACGGAGAGUGCUAGCCCAGGU